This is a messenger RNA of Gopherus flavomarginatus (Mexican gopher tortoise), 11178 nucleotides long. It is a transcript of the gene SAXO4, whose product is annotated as protein phosphatase 1 regulatory subunit 32. Lineage: Eukaryota; Metazoa; Chordata; Testudines; Testudinidae. Bases 3205 to 4584 code for a protein of 459 amino acids. The record is from RefSeq and is a predicted model, not a curated record. The transcript is spliced from 13 exons. Gene Ontology annotation, molecular function: phosphatase binding.
UUCUUGCACCGGCCCUGGGGACGGCUGGCUCCAUGGUCUCUCUGCUGAGCAUGCCAACAGGAGGGGCAGCCAGUGGCAAUAGCCGUGAUGGGUUUAUACUGCUCACUGAGAUCCCCAAAACCUCCUCCCUCAAGGAUCUGAACAGCUGUCUACCAAGGUCUGCCUACGUGCAGCCUGGGGUCAGAUGGGAGCCAGGGGAGGUGAAAGACCCAGAAUUCCCUCCGUUGGGCCAGCCCGUGUCUCUGUUUAUGGCCAUUGGACUUGGCUGAUGGUGGAAGAACGGGCUUCUGGCUCAGCCACAUGUGCUGGAGCUGGGCUGGGUUCAGUGGCGUGGCAGGGCCAAAACCGGCCCAGGGCUCUCCCUGGGAUCUGCCUCUCUUGUUCCGCGAUCUGCCCGAUCACUGAACAGGGAAGAAGUCUCACCCCCUGAUUUUGUACAGAACACUUUGUGAUGCAGUCCCUCUAAGGGCCUCUGCCUCCGCCAGCAGCCAGCCUGGAAUGAUGGUUCUGAGAAGGGGCAAUAUCCCCAUUCGCCUGCACCUGUUAACUCGGAAGCCGAACAAUGCGGUGGCUGUUAACUUUGUCAGUUCUUUCACUGUUGAUCGAAGCAAAUGAGAAAGAGGAGGGAGGAUCAGAUGAUUGCCAGCUCUUUGGGGCAGGUCUUUUUGCUCGGUUUGUACAGCACCUACUGGGAUUCCUAGACACUACAAUAAUACAAAGAAUAAUGAUGGGGAAUUUCAUAACCUAGUGUGGGUAGCGCCUCCUGCCUGUGUCAUGAGUGAAGGGGUGGAGCUUGGGUUGUGAGCAGAGCCUGGAAAAGUACCAACACAUCUUAUUCCUGUACUGACCCUUGGAACUCAGAGGUGGGUACAAGCGCCUGAGAUACCCAGGCAGCAGCAGGAAGGCCAGGUGCCCUGAAGGGGGUUCCAAAGAGGAUGGAUCUAGACUGUUCUUAGUGGUACCUGAUGACAGAACAAGGAGCAAUGGUCUCAAGUUGCAGUGGGGGAGGUUUAGGUUGGAUAUGAGGAAAAACUUUUUAACUAGGAGGGUGGCAAAGCCCUGGAAUGGGUUACCUAGGGAGGUGGUGGAAUCUCCUUCCUUAGAUAUUUUUAAGGUCAAGCUUGACAAAGCCCUGUCUGGGAUGAUUUAGUUGGGGUUGGUCCUGUUUUGAGCAGGGGGUUGGACUAGAUGACCUUUUGAGGUCCCUUCCAACCCUGAUAUUCUGUGAUUAAGUAGUUUGGAGGGGCCUUCUCUGGGGCUUCUAGAGUUCGUAAGGACAGCUCCUCGGGCAGAGUACAGCAAGAAGAUGCUCAGCAUGUGCCACUUCUUUAUGGGUGGGGGGUAUGCGCAUGUGCUCCUGUCAUCUGAGCCUCUAGUUGUGCUGGGCCCGGUCCUCUCUGGUAAGUUCCUGGACUGUCUGCAAACUCCAGUCUGGGGUUAGAUCAUCCUCUCUGUAGAGCCAGAGCCUCUUGCUAAUCCCCAGCCUACACCGGGUAAAACUGCCCCAGAGGCGAUUGGGUGGAUAACCAGACUUGGGGGAGCUCCACCAACAGGUGCAGGGAGUUCUCUGCUGGGGAGCUGGAGCAGAAAGGCUCAGGGAGGGGGGAAGAGAAGCCGAAAAAGGAGUCUUGGGGGAGAGGAGGGAAAGCAAAAUCCCCUGUAGGGUAUCACCUGGUAACUUUCUGGGUGACACUGUUAGUAGGUGACCCUCUGAACCCCUCAGUGCCAACUGGCAAAGGGUCCCCUAUCCUGUAACAGCAAUGUCUAACAGGCCUGAUAAACUCGCUAUGCCUAGCUGUCAGGGUAUUUAUCCAGAAAUAGCAUAGUGUAAGGUAUCAAAUGAAAGCUGGCAUCAUGAUGGUCACUAAUACCAUUGUGAAAUGUACGUACUGAGCAUAUAAAUUAAGUGAUGUGUACAUCCUGGCACUGUGUCUUAAAGUCUGUAACCAGGCAGAGCUGAUCCACAGGUUUCUGCCAGACAGGAGAGAAGAUGUGUCUCUGUAUCAUGUAAAUUAAGCCAAAUCUGUCUAUGACAUACACAGGAGGAUGGGAAGACACUGGAGACUAGACUGCAAGGCCUGUCCUGUCAGGGUUGCAAAGACAAUGAACUUGCGGGUGGGGCUGGGGGUGGAGGUGGGGCAUAAGGGAAAGGCAAAAGGACACCUUCAGUCAGGCAGCAAAAAGAUCAGCACUUUUCCCAUUAAUGAAAGUUGGUUUCUGGCCUCCUGGACUAGUGAUGCUGAGAGGUUGCCUCAUGAGAUUUUCACCUGUUAAAAGUUGUUUAGACUCUAAGACACACAUACCUUUGGUUUUAUGUGUAACUGGCUGCUCUUAUUACCCUUGCUCGGUAGCUCUUAAAUCUUAACCUUUGUUAAUAAACUUGCAUUGGUUGUGCCAGUAAAGAGAUGCCGGGGCUAUGUCAUUAUACUGGAGCGGCUACUUGGUUGACUCAAACAAGCUGGUGGGUGUAUUGUUCCCUUGAGAGUAGUGAACAUAGUAGUUACUGUGAAGGUUGAGUGUCAGGGGCUAGACACUAUGGGGGGAUGAUUUUGAGGAAUUUGUGGUGCACCAAGUGUUGCCCUUCAAGGCAAGCGGGGGCUGGCACAGCCCUGGGAGAGUGCUUGAGUGGCUGAAGGGCUGGUGGGGUCAGGACACCCAGCUACCACCAAAAGUCUCCCUCUCACUGAGAUGGGGGUAACACAGUGACUCAUGGCCCUGGGCUCAGCCCAGUUCCCUAUCAUCUCCAGGCCCUGGCAGGAUCAUAGACUAUCAGGGUUGGAAGGGACCUGAGGAGGUCAUCUAGUCCAACCGCUUGCUCAAAGCAGGACUAGUCCCCAGACAGAUUUUUGCCCUGGAUCCCUAAAUGGCCCCCUCAAGGAUUGAACUUACAACCCAGGGUUUAGCAGGCCAAUGCUCAAACCACUGAGGUAUCCCUUCCUGGAGUCAGAACUGUGAUGCUGGGACUCAGGGCUCUGGGCCCUUCCCCUGUCCCCAGGAGAUCCAGGCCUCUGCGGUCCUUCCCUACCCUGGCUCUGGGGUCCACUGGCUUGCUGCCCCAGAAGGGCAAUGGGCUCAGAGCUGGGCUUUGUCCUUGCCCCUGCUCUGACAUCAUAGUGCUGCUGAUAUGACCUCACACUCCAUUGCCAGGGAGACACCGGAGGAGCAGCUGAGCCGGGCAGGGCAGGUGGCAGUCUUCUCAUCCUCAUGCUCAGCUGUACCACGUCCUCUGUCUCUGUAGCCGCUGGGCAGCCUGGCCCCCGGAGAUCCAGCCCUCCCUCCACCAUGGGGCGCCUCCCUCUGGGCGGUGUCUCACCCUAUGUGAGGACCAGCGCUGGUGGGAGCGUGGACCCUCUGAAGUUCUAUGCCACCAGCUACGGCACGGCUUACGGGCAGGAGAGAUUCCAUCCUCGCGUUGGCCACCACUCAGGAGCCGGGUACAAAUCCAAUUACCGGCCUGUUGUCUUUUACAAGGCCAGCCUGGAUCAAGUGGAUAAUCCAGCCGUGGGACAGCUCCUUCAAGAUAACUAUGAUACAGUGACCACCAAGCACUUCCGGCCCCUCCAGCUUCCCGAUGGCAAGUACCCUCUGCCCUGGAGCGUCUACCAGCCAGGGAGUGGGUUUGUUCGAGACAAGCCCAUUUCCUUCCCCACCACCAAAGCCGUUAAGAAAGUCCACUUCGAUACACGGGACCAGGGGCCGCGAGCCAUCACAGGGCUGGAGCCCAGACAACUCCCCGUCCUGCACAAGCCACAGGGGAAAGGCUCCGUCGAGGGGGAGAAUGCCAGACAUGGCCCUCUGUACAUGUCCACAGAGUAUAACUCCAAGUUCCGCUUCGACAUUCCUGGCCAGCCAGAUUUCUUACAGAGGAAGACGAUAGGAGCCAAGGAGGAGACGGGAUUCACUGAGGGCACCCAGUGGAACCCCAUUACAAUCCUGCCAUCUCCUCCGGGAGAGCCAAGGAGCCAACCUGGCAUCAGCAUCACCAAGACGGACUUCCUGCCCAGCGCUCUCCCCCGUGGCGAUGAGUUCCUGCCUGUGCUCUCGAAGGGCUCUGCGCGAGAGACGGGAUUCAGCCGGGACAAACACAACGGCCUCAGUGCCAUGGGCCUGCCGCAUGCAGCACCCCAGCCUGGGGUCGAGGGGUCAGGGCCCCUGAGCCACACUCAGUUCCGAGGGCUCCAGAGGCCCCUGCAGACCCAGACCAACCUGCUGGGCCGGGAGUACGUGGGGAACAAGGAACUCUCUGGAUUCAGCAUCAACAACAAGAAAUAUGUGACACCCCCCUACGACCCAGACUUGCCCAACAAGUACCUGAGCAGCUACAACUCCAAGUUUUAUGACAACACCCUCAAGGGCGUGGACCGUGAAGGAUGGACCCAUGGAGGAAUCCAGCCCCAACAGCCGGGUGGCUUCGCCACUAACAACCACGUCACUGGACUGGGCAGCAACCCCAAUGCCACGGAGACCCUGAGACGGGUCCACCCCCAUGUUGGCAGGACGAUCACAACGGUGGACCCGUUCUAUUGCGACACUCCUCAUGACAACCGCUUCUCUGCUCUCUACCAAACCGCCGUACCUGAGUAGGUCUGUGCCUCCACCCCGCAGGAGCUGGUCUCCUCUGGCGAGGCAGGGAUUCCAGGGCUGGUCUCCCCCAGCGAGGCAGAGGCUUCAGCAUCUCCCAAAGGACUUUACUUUUCCAAGGAUAUAAAGAGAAGUCAUCACCCAGUGCAGGCUCAUUGGUUCUCAGUGGCCUAGUUGCCAGCCCCCCUCCCCUUAGAUCUCAUAGACCUCUCCUGCUCUUCCCCAUGGCCCCCAUAAACUUCUCCUUCUCCUCUUCCCCAGGGAUACCAGCGCGCUUUUCCACUCCCAUCCCCUGCUGUUCUCACAGGGGAGCCCUCUGCUGUGAGAGCUGACCCCAGCUCUCACUCCACGCAUGGUGGCACCCAUGUGCUGCUAUGGGAGUCGGCAGUUCCAUUCUCCUGGCAUUUGGGCCCCAUCCCUCACAGUGCUGAGCAGUGGGAGAGGAGGGUGCCUGGCACCACGCAGGAUCAAGCCCUUUGACUCAAGACGGGAAGCUGGGCCCUGUGUGUGCAGCAGUGAAUGGAGUUAACCAUUAGACAUGUGCUGCAGCCACCUGGGCUACCCCAGCUCACCACAGGGUCUCUGCAGGGCCUGGCACCGUCCCUGCAGGGCCCUGGGGCUGUUAUCAGGGGGCCUAGGGCUGUUCUCGCGGGGCCUGGGGGACUUGUAGCUUUCACUGGCACCAGGGUUGCCUUGAUUCAGCCAUUAAAUCAUCGCCAUCAAUGGAACAAGGCUCAUUUACAGCAGUGGAGGAGCUGGUGAUUUGUUCUUCAAAUAUAGCCCUGUUGCUAAGGCCACCCAAGACCCAGUGGAGGCUGCUGAGCUCUGGAGACGGGGGACUGAACCUGCCCUGCAGAGGCACGUUUGGAUCCAGUAAGGCUAAGUCAAGCUGUAAUGUCCCCCUGCCUGCUUGGCAGAGUCUUCACUCAACGGCUGUUCUCCAGACUUAAAUCCAGGGCCCUGCACUGACUCCAGCUGAGUAACUCUGGGUUGCUUGGCAGGAUCCCUCUCUGCCUGGCUGUUUCUCUUUUCCAGCUCAAUUGCAGUGCUGCUGGUGAUGAUGGAGGCAGCUGUGUGGUGACGCUGCCUGGCUCAGGUGCCCCAGCAUGGCGAUAAUGCCAUCCCGCUCAUGCACGUGUGUUAGGAACCGACUGGUGAGCUUUCCCUUGUGCCCUGAAAGGAGCAGCGUUUGGCCCAGCGGCACUGUGGCCGUACCCAGAUGGGAGAGGGGUAAUAGCAGAGCAAUGGGCUGGAAUUGUCUCUUCAACUGCCAGCUGGUAACUGUUAAUAGACAGUCUGACACACCACUGCGUUUCCUCCUGGUCCUGUCACACUGUGCAUCUACACACGCAUUUAAUGACUCUCUUCCUACUGCUCCCCUCCCCAUCCCAAACAGCUGGUAGCUCGAUUCCCACACCCUCAGCAUGUUCCACAUUCAUCAGCACCGCAUGGGGUGAUGUACAGGUAAUAGGAUCUUUUCCCGUGCCCCAUAACCUACUGUACGGUGUAGUGCACACACACACACACAGAGUAGUCUCCACACUCCCAGCAUGGUGUGAUGGCACACACAGAAAGCAGAGUCUACAGACACCCAGCAUGCUGUGACAUAUAUAUAUACUCGCACUACAUUCCCUGCAUCAUGUGAUGCACUCACGUACCAAAGGAUCUCCACAUUCCCAACAUGGUGCGGUGUACAUGUGCCCACACAGUCGGAGCUCCACAUUUCCAACACGAUGUGAUAAACGCAAAGUCAGAGUAGGGUUUCCAGCCUCCCAGCCUCCCAGCAUGGUGUAAUGUUAUACAGAUACACAGUGGGGGUCUCUAUUCCCAGUAUGGUGCUAUGCUCGCACACACACAGGUAGGGUCUCCACACUCCCAGCAUGGUGUGAUGCCUGCACAUGCAAUAGGGUCUCGAGGCUCCCAGCUUGGCAUGAUGCACACAUGCACAGUGGGAUCUCCCUGCAUGGGGUGAUACAAGACGUAGGCCUUUUUCCCUGCUUGGUUGCAAUGCACACCCUCUGCACUCCUGCCCUUGGUCUCAGUUUCCGCCCCAAAACAUGAUAUCUCCCUCUUUCCAGCUCUCAUGUUUCUCUCUGGAGGGUAGUUUCAUUUCCUAGUGCAUGUUCCAUGAGCUCGUGUGGGGCCUCUGACUUUGACAGCAAUGAGCACAAUCAGUGAUACCAAACAAGCUGGCCUCAUGUUGCAGGUAACACUACCAGGCUGCAGCUCUGUUUUCCAGCACACUUGAGCCUGCUGACACCUGAUUCCCCCCGCACACUCUGCAGGGGGAAAGCUGGCUGGGGGCUGUAGCUUUGCCCAGCAGUCCUGCUACAUCUCACAGCUUCUCUGGCUACAGCUCACUCGGAGCCUUGAAUUAACACAUGUGACACUAGAUAUUAAAGGAGACUGCAAGUGGGAGGUGAAUUCUGAGUGACUGUGUGUGUAUGUGUGUCAUGGCCUGCAUCAUGUUGGUAGUGUGUGCAGUAAUAUUUAGAGAUGGGUAAAUCCUAUUGGUUCCAUCAGCCAUAGCCCCUCCUGCACACCUGGGCUAGAUUCUCCCCCAUAACUGCAUCUAGUUUCCAUGUCCCAAGUGGCCAGCUUCCCACAAUCUGAUGGAUCUCACAGCUGGGAACAUUUUCCUGGUAGGCAGCCUAAAUUUUCCCUCAUCCCAUUACUUCUACUUCCCCUCCCUCCUUCCGCCCACAUCCCCACCCCCAAGAAUCCCUCCAUCAGCUUGACAUGCUGCAGGGACUGCAGGACUGCCAUAUUCUCCACUGCCGCCUGGCUUAACCAGGCAGGAUGGAGUUCACUCCUUUAAUCUCUCCUCAUAAACCAGCCCUUCCAACCCAGCUGGUUCUUUUUGUUAUGCUUCUCUGACCUCCCUUAAGCCUCUCUGGUGAUGUGGGACCCCAACCUGAGUACAGCUGGUCUGUCAGCAGAGCCAGAUAGCUGGAUCUCCCUGCCCUUAUGAGGAUCGUGAUAAUAGGUCAGAAGCAUUAUCCCCAUUUUACAGAUGGGAAAAAUGAGGCAUCCAGCAGGCCAGAGCUGGGAAUAGAGCUGAGGUCUCCUGAGUUCUAGUUCAGUGCCCUGUCCGCUACCUUUGUCUGUAUAGCACAGAAUCACACUGGUUUUUAUUUUUUUAUUUUUGCUGUCCUAUCACAUCUAAUGUCCUGUCCCUUAUAACUCAGAUCUCUGCCUUAGCCUACUGCCUGCUGGAUUUCCCGUUCCUAUUGUGCAUCUAUCUAUGGGAUUAUAUUUCUUCAGCUGGAUUAGCUGCACUUUCCCAAAAUGGGUCUCCCUGUGCUGCUUGCAUUUGUGUUUGAGUGCACAGCAGUUCUGGAUCUGAUUCUGUGUGUGUGUGUGUGUCUGCCUGCCUGCGUGAAUCCCAUGCUGGUGUGCAUGUUUGUGUGUAUGCCUGUACACGGCAGGUGAUUCCAGAGAAUGAUGAUGCUCUAGGUAAUUGACCAUUGUUUCAUGGCUGUUCAGAGCACCAGCAAUGCCCUAGCACAGGGGAGGGCAAACUCUGGCCUGUGGGUCGGAUCCAGUCGGUCAGGGCUUUCAGUCUGGCCCACGGGAUUGUCAGCCUCGUGGUGCAGCAGGGUUAAGGCAGGCUCCCUGCCUACCCUGGCCCCGCGCCACUCCUGGAAACAGCCAGCACCACAUUCCCUGUGGCCUCUACGGGAGAGGUGGGGCAGAGGGCUCUGUGUGCUGCCCUCGCCUGCAGGCACCACCCCCUGCAGCUCCCAUUGGCCAGGAAUGGGGAACUGCGGCCAAUGGGAACUUCGGGGGUGGUACCCACAGACAAGGGCAGUGUGUGGCGGAGCCACCUGCCCCACCCCCACCCCCAGGAGCCGUUGCUGGAUAUGAUGGCCACUUCCAGGGGCCAGGACAGGCAGAGAGCCUGCCUUAGCCCCGCUUCACACCGCUGUUACCCCUGAGCCUCUUGAGGUAAGCAGCACCGGGCUGGAGCCCACACUCUGAACCCCUCCUGCACCUCAACCCCCUGCCGUGAGCCCCCCAACCCCCUGCCGCAGCCCUCCUGCACCCCAACCCCCAGCCCUGAGCCACCUGCCGCAUCCCGCAUGCGUCCUGCACCCCAAUCCCUGCCGUGAGUCCCUCUGCACCCCAACCCCCUGCCCUGAGCCCCCUCCUGCACCCCACCCCCUUGCUCUGAGCCUCUUCCUGCACCCUGCACCCCUCCCACAUCCCAACCCCCUGCCCUAGCCCUACAUUCAUGGCCCUACAUACAAUUUCCCCACCCCGAUGUGGCCCUUGGGCCCAAAAGUUUGCCCACCCCUGCCCAAGCAUGAAGCGAGCAUAUGGGGUGGAGCUGAAACGUAUGCUGGUUGUUGAUUUCAUCUCAGAAGACAGACAGGGCUGUACAUAGCUCUGAAAAAAAAUUCCCUGUUACCUUUACAACCAUCUGGAGUGAGACUCAUUCAGAGCAAGCGUUACUCAUGACAACGGAUAUAUAAAGGACUGAGGAGGAGUUAGUACCAAAAUAACUAGCCUGGGGACACAGCCACAGAGUGACUGGGGAUAAGGGGAGAGCUGGCAAGGACUGAACCAUGGUACACUGUUCACGGGGUGUAGGAAGGAGGCUGACCAGCUGAUGGCUCAUCCCGGUAGUCAGUCACAGUCAUUGCCUGGGGUAAGGGCCUGCUCCAAUUCCCUUUGAAGUCAAUAGACAACUGUCCAUUUCCAUGUGGUGGGAUCGGGGCCUGAAAGCAGCGUCCACCACAGCAUAGGUUCAAGAAGUAGGUCCCCGUUGUGGCUGUGUGCAUACACAUACGUGUGUGUUUAUGACAGGCCCUCAUACAGGCCUGCGCAUGAUUCAGUGUUUGCGCGUGCUAGCCCUGUGCUGUGCACAAGUGCUGCUUGAUAUGAGUUUGCUAGUGAGAACAGGGUUAACUCCCGCCGCACUUAUGCCCACGGGCUCACGUGAGCAGGCCUGGCAGAAGAAGGUGCAUGCUUGCAGCUACUGUUCUAGCCUGCGCUUGGCUUGGUGUAAUUAAUCCUGCAAGGGGGUGCUAGUGCGCAGGCCGCUGGCUGAUGAGCGGGUGAGACUGCUCUUUCUCCUUUGGCAUCCUUUGCUGUGUUUAAAAUGAAAAUUGAUCACAGCCUGAGACAAUCGGUCUGUUACAGAGGCGCUUAGCACCCCCAAGGAAAGCAAUGGGACUUGGUGCACAAAAGGAAGGGUGGGCUUGGAGCUGAGGCACUGGAAGACCUGGGUUCAGUACCUGGCUCUGCCGCAGAUGUGUGGGACCUCAGACAAGUCACUGCAUUUCUCUGGGCCUCAUUUCCCCAUGUGUAAAAUGGGGAUAACAAUCCUUCCUUUGCCUGUGUAGACUAGGCACGCUUCAGGGGAAGGGCUGUCUCUCACUGUGUGUCUGUGCAACACCUGGCACAAGGGGCCCUGAUCUCAACCAGGACUGGGACUGCUCCUGCUGUGUGUCUGUGCAGUACUUGACACAACGGGGCCCUGAUCUCUGCCAGGGCAGGGACUGUCUCUCACAGUGCGUCUGUGCAGCACCUGGCACUAUGGGACCUGAUUUUGGUCAGUGCCUCUAGGUGCCGCUGUAACACAAAUAAUAAUAGCAGAGCUCAGAGCCUGUGGAAUUCAGCCCCUUGGGAACUCAGGUGGGGCACCCAAAAUUAAUGAACGGUUCUGAGAUUCUGGGGCUCCCAGUUUUGUUACAGGUUGUUUAGUGUCUGCGCACAGUGAGGAACACCGGCUGCUCCUGGGCACUUCUUGAACAGCAGCAGUUCUUGCCUCCCAGUCAUUCAGUGUGUGACAGAGUAACACCCGGGCAGACACACACACUCUCCGGCUGCACAAACAGGCAGUGGCUGUUUGUUCUGGGCAAUGCACCAUUAACAAGGGUGGGGCAGAAUGUUGGGCUGACCCAGGGGGAAAAGGGAAGUGAGAGGCUGGCCUGACCUAGGGUGAUGAGCGGGGGAGUAAAGGGGAUAAGGGCAGUCCGACCCAGGCUUGUGAUAGGGGGGUUGAGUGGCUGCUUGACUGAUCCCCCACCCUGAAGAGUGAAUUCUCAGCUCUUAAGUGAGUUCCAGUGCUAGUGGUGGUGGUGGGAAUGGACCUCAGACUAUAUAGUUUAGCUAAUCAAAAAUAUUCUAAUCACAUUCUUAUCCCACGGUUAGUACUGAGGUAUUGUGCAAUGAGACGUGAGGGGCUUGGAGUCUCAUCCCCCACUACCAGAACAUGGGACACUGGGUUGCCCCAUUGUAGUUGCAGCACAGGAACAAACCGGACACACAUUACAUUCUCUCCUUACUUGGACAAAACCCCCACUGAUUUGGGUCCUUAGUACAGGCUCUGUCUUUAGUCUGGCAAACUCCUGUUGACAUUGGUGGGAAUUUUGCCUAAGUAAGGUACAGUAUCCCACAUGCAAUCUAUGGGAGAUUGUCAUUGGGACAGCUGCCACUGGAGGGCUGUCUGAGUAUAAUUUUUCCCAGGGAAGGUCUUUUGGAUGACAUGGCUGAUUUGAAGAGGGAACUAAGGCAGGAGAGUGGCUGGGUACAAAACACCUGGAGGGAUGUGUAAGAGGCAAUAAAAGAUACACAACUGCUGAUUGAUAA